Melanotaenia boesemani (Boeseman's rainbowfish) is the source of this 2039-nucleotide messenger RNA. RefSeq names its product cytosolic arginine sensor for mTORC1 subunit 1 (gene castor1). Gene Ontology annotation, biological process: cellular response to L-arginine; negative regulation of TORC1 signaling. Bases 221 to 1225 code for a protein of 334 amino acids. Gene Ontology annotation, cellular component: cytosol. NCBI's taxonomy places the organism in Eukaryota, Metazoa, Chordata, Actinopteri, Atheriniformes, Melanotaeniidae. The transcript has 9 exons. The record is from RefSeq and is a predicted model, not a curated record. Gene Ontology annotation, molecular function: arginine binding.
GAAUAUACAGUAGUUCAGCAGCAAGGCUGCAACAGGAUUGCGUCGGGUGUUUUUCGUUUUCAGAGUCGAGCGCAGCAGGACGUGUGGUUUAUAGUUUUCGGUAAUGCUAGUAACUUAGGUCUAUAUUUAACUUCCAUCUGAUAACACCCAGUUAGGGAGGCGUUUUCUCCACCGCAUGCACAAAUAGACGAACGGAGAGACACUGGUCGUUACCUGAAAUAUGGAUUUACACAUAUUGGACCACAGGCUGCGGGUCACCAGCAUAUCCAAGAAUGGGCUGGUGCAUUUUACACACCCCCUGAUAAAACUGAUAUUUCUCCGGAACAGGACACGAUGCAAGUUUUUCAGCCUGACAGAAACACCAGAGAACUACACAGUUGUCCUUGACCAGGAAGGAUUCAAAGAGCUGCGGCCCUCGGAGCACCUCCAGGUUGAAAGCUCCAUCUGGCUGCCACUCAACGUGGUCUCCAACGGCAACGCCUCCAGCAGCUCGCAGGCUGUCGGCGUGACCAAGAUUGCCAAGUCGGUCAUCGCCCCCCUGGCCCAGCAGCAUGUCUCUGUCUUCAUGCUCUCCACUUAUCAGACAGACUUCAUCCUGGUGCGAGAGAAAGACCUGUCUGUAGUUGUCAGCACUCUGGAGGAAGAGUUCAACAUUUACAGAGAGGUGGAGGGAGAGUCGGUCCCUGUGUGCUGUCAGGAUGUUUCCAACGGCCUCCAGAAGAACGGCAAAGAGGCCAUCCAGCCUACAGUUCACCCGGUGCUAAUCCCCCAGAACCAGUUCUGUGUCAUGUCUCUGGACCCGGACACGCUGCCAUCCAUCGCCACCACCCUCAUUGAUGUGCUCUUUUAUUCCAGCAGUCCUAAAGAAGAAACUCAGUCGUCUCCAAACCAGGACUUGGACUGUAUCAAGUUCUUCUCUUUCUCCCUCAUCGAUGGCUACAUCUCAUUGGUAAUGGACACAGAGGCUCAGAGACAAUUUCCGGCUGAUCUUCUGUUCACCAGCUCCUCUGGGGAGCUGUGGAGAAUGGUCCGUAUAGGGGGACAACCACUCGGUUUUGAUGAGUGCGGUAUAGUUGCCCAGAUAUCUCAACCUCUUGCUGACAGCGACAUCUCAGCCUAUUACAUAAGCACCUUCAGUUUUGACCAUGCUCUGGUCCCUGAGGAGGACAUAGUGAGUGUGACGGAUAUGCUCCAGCACCAGAGGAAAGAACCAGCCACCAGCUGAUUUCUGAAGUGGCGACUGCGCUGGAUGAUCCGGGCUCAACGUGUCUCCCCUUGCUCCAGUUCCACAAGGAUGGGUGUAGGAGGCUAGCAAGGAAGGAGGCUAACUCUGUGCCUAUAUAAGCGCUGCAUUGCUAGCAGUAUUAACUACUCCGAAUUUGCCAUGAACACCAGAAGCGCUUUUCUGUGCUGUUUACACAGAUUGUCUGUGAGGCUUCUUGGCCUGCCUUUGCAAGGCAAGAUGCAAUGAGUCCCAGAGGGCACACAAGCACACAUCAUCGUGCGCUCCUAAGCACACUUCCAGACACAAAACCAGUUCAAAUUCACAGUCAGGGAGUCGGCUCUGACUGUGGAUUUGAAUGUGAAUUGUUGAUAACUUUUUGCUGCUUACAGCACUACAGCUACACAUACAUAAAACAUACAACUUGGUCUUCCAGUUAUUUUCACAUUACAACACGAUGUGGCCAUUAGCAGGGAGACCAAUGCUGGAAUUUGAUUUAAAAAGAGAAAACUUACAUUUUAGUUUCUUUCUCCUUUGUCAUUAAGUCACCCUGUAUAUUCACCUGAUCCAGCACCAUGUGACCAUGUUUUUCCUCAAGUCUGCACUUGAUUUUUUUUUUUUUUUUUUUUUAAUUGAGAGAAGGAUCAUUGCGACACCUGAAUCCAUCAGCCUGUAAAACUGAAGGAUAAGUUAAAUUAAAUGUUCAAAGUUUUCUUCACUAUGAAACCAAAUUUCAUGAUUAUGUGUGUUUGUAUGAGAUGUCCUGUGCUACAUAUUACUCAUUUGCCUGUAUCUGGCCCAGCCAUGACAAAUAUUA